UCGUGGAAAUGACGCUUCCUUACGCCGCAGACGCAGAAACACCUCUUAAGGAGGACGAGAUCGAAGUCCUUCGCCGUCAAUACCAUCAUCAACUUGAGUCGAACCAUGUAACUGUGCAAACGAAAUUCAACUACGCUUGGGGCUUGGUAAAGAGCACCAAACGCGAGGAGCAGGCCGAAGGUGUUAGGCUAUUGACAGACAUAUUUCGUGAUGCUCCAGAAAGACGACGCGAGUGUCUAUACUACCUUGCUCUUGGUCACUACAAACUCGGAAACUACGUCGAGGCGAGGAGGUAUAACGAGCAGUUGCUGCAUAAGGAGCCCAGAAAUAUGCAAGCUGCCAGCUUGAUGAGUCUGAUAGACGAUCGCGUAGCCAAGGAGGGAUACGUGGGGAUCGCUAUAGUUGGCGGCGCAAUUGCAGUGGGUGGGUUAUUGCUGGGUACGCUCUUUAAGAAGGCAAGAAGAUGA
Molecule: messenger RNA, 467 nt
Organism: Saitoella complicata NRRL Y-17804
Lineage: Eukaryota; Fungi; Ascomycota; Saitoellomycetes; Saitoellales; Saitoellaceae
Product: mitochondrial fission 1 protein
Exons: 3
Coding region: 9-467 (152 amino acids)
Biological process (GO): peroxisome fission; autophagy of mitochondrion; mitochondrial fission
Cellular component (GO): mitochondrial outer membrane; peroxisomal membrane
Molecular function (GO): protein binding
Source: RefSeq, a predicted model, not a curated record